Molecule: messenger RNA, 462 nt
Organism: Mesorhabditis spiculigera
Lineage: Eukaryota; Metazoa; Nematoda; Chromadorea; Rhabditida; Rhabditidae
Source: the annotation of a GenBank genome assembly
AUGGUCCCAAUCUACCAAGUGGUGGCGAACCUGUUCGCACUGGUGAUCCUCUACGAGCUGUACACCAUCGCGUCGGUGUUGUACGCCGUUUGGAAGUCGUCGUGGAUCUUCCCAAAGGGCAUCGACGAUCAGGGGACCAUCUUCUUCUCAUCGCUCUUCAUGGUGCUCUGGUAUCAAUCGUCGUUCAGCCAGAUUCUGAUGGCCGUCAAUAGGCUGUGCGUGAUGUGCUUCUCCCGUUGGACCAUCUUCACCCGCCGCAGCACCACCGUCAUCACGCUGGGCAUCUACCCGGUGGCCCUCAUCCUGGCCGCGUUGUCCCAGUACAUCCUGCCCUGCUGUCGUCUCGACAUCAUACCGAACUUUUUGAGCCGCACAAAUUGUUGUGUAUUUAUUCUGGAAACGGAGUCUAGGAGCGGAUCAAAAAUCCCCGAAUAUUCGAGUACCGUUUUCCCAUUCCCACCG